UUUAUUUAGGAAUUGGACUGAAAGGAUUAAACCUUGACUGGUGAAAGAGGGCAUUAAGGAAUAGCAGGUGCAUUCAGUCUAGAAAAUUAACCCAGCAUGUCCCUGCAAACCUGAGAGAUAGGGUGGGGUAGAGACUGACCUCUGGCAUGCCAAAAGGGGAUUCUGCAGAUAUGUCAGAGCCGGCGUUGGACUUCUCUAAAGUAGAAAGUUUUCUGGAUAAACAUCCAGAUCUCUUUGAGGACUAUUUAAUCAGGAAGGGGAAGUACUGCAUGGUGGAGAAAUGGUUGAAGAGAAACCAGACAUCUAAAACGCCUUCCAACUCCAGUACUGAUGAUAAGAGCAAGGAGUGUUGGGGUAGUCGUGGGGAUGGGCUACAGAGGAGGGCAUCGCAGAAAGAGCUGAGGAAAAGUUUUGCCAGGUCAAAGGCUAUUAAUGUCAAUAGGACCUACGAUGAGCAUGUUAAUUCUAGAGCCCAGGAGCCUCUGACUAGUAUGAGGAGAAGAGCACUGCUGAGAAAGGCAAGCUCUCUCCCACCUACAACUGCCCACAUCCUCAGCGCCCUGCUGGAGUCUAGGGUCAGCAUACCACAAUAUCCAUCGACUGCCAUUGACUACAAGUAUCACCUGAAGGAACACAAUGAGAGGGCUUUCUUCUUGGAGCUGGUCAAGGAUAUCUCAAAUGAGCUCAACCUCACCAGCCUGUGCUACAAGAUCCUCAUAUUCGUUUGCAUAAUGGUGGAGGCUGACCGCUGUUCCUUGUUCUUGGUGGAAGGAAGCGCCAACAAGAAGAGUUUGGUAUCAAAGUUCUUCGAUGUGCAUGCGGGGACCACUCUGUUACCUUCCUGCAGCACGGAGAACUGUAACGAGGUCCAGGUGCCCUGGGGAAAGGGCAUCAUCGGAUAUGUGGCUGAACAUGGAGAGACCGUCAACAUCCCCGAUGCCUACCAGGACAGGCGAUUCAGUGAUGAAAUUGACAAGCUGACAGGAUACAAGACAAAAUCUUUACUCUGCAUGCCCAUACGGAAUAGCGAUGGUGAAAUAAUGGGAGUUGCCCAAGCUAUAAACAAGACUCCAGGAGGAGUCCCUUUCAGUACGGACGAUGAAAAAGUUUUGCAGAUGUACCUCCCUUUUUGUGGCAUUGCAAUAUCUAAUGCUCAGCUAUUUGCUGCAUCCCGAAAAGAGUAUGACAGAAGCAGGGCUUUGCUGGAGGUGGUGAAUGAUCUGUUUGAGGAACAGACAGACCUGGAGAAAAUUGUCAAGAAAAUUAUGCAUCGAGCCCAGACACUACUGAAGUGUGAACGUUGCUCAGUGCUCCUCUUGGAGGAUAUUGAAUCCCCAGUGGUGAAGUUUACCAAAUCAUUUGAGUUACUCUCACCAAAAUGUAGUGCUGAUGCUGAAAGCAGUUUCAAAGAUAGCAUGGAGAAAUCAUCAUACUCUGACUGGUUAAUUAAUAACAGUAUUGCCGAACUGGUUGCUUCCACUGGACUUCCUGUAAACAUCAGUGAUGCUUAUCAAGACCCUCGAUUUGAUGCUGAGGCUGACCAGUUUUCUGGAUUCCACAUCAGAUCGGUUUUAUGUGUCCCUAUAUGGAAUAGUAGCCAUCAAAUUAUAGGUGUAGCUCAAGUGUUGAAUAGAUUAGAUGGAAAGCCUUUUGAUGAUGCAGAUCAAAGAUUGUUUGAGGCUUUUGUUAUUUUUUGUGGUCUUGGUAUUAAUAACACAAUAAUGUAUGAUCAAGUGAAGAAGUCAUGGGCUAAGCAAUCAGUGGCUCUUGAUGUGCUUUCUUAUCAUGCAACAUGUUCAAAAGCUGAAGUUGAUAAGUUUAAGGCAGCCAACAUCCCUUUGGUGUCGGAGCUUUUCAUCGACGAUAUCCAUUUCGAUGAUUUCUCUCUUGAUGUAGAUGCCAUGAUUACUGCUGCCUUACGAAUGUUCAUGGAAUUGGGAAUGGUCCAGAAGUUUAAAAUUGACUAUGAGACCUUGUGCAGGUGGCUUUUGACAGUAAGGAAGAAUUAUCGAAUGGUUUUGUAUCACAAUUGGAGGCAUGCUUUUAAUGUUUGCCAGCUGAUGUUUGCCAUGUUGACCACAGCUGGGUUUCAGGAAAUUCUGAUAGAUAUUGAGAUUUUGGCUGUGAUUGUGGGAUGUUUAUGUCAUGAUCUAGACCACAGGGGAACCAACAAUGCCUUCCAGGCAAAGAGUGGCUCAGCUUUGUCUCAGCUAUAUGGAACAUCUGCCACUUUGGAGCAUCAUCACUUUAAUCAUGCUGUCAUGAUUCUUCAGAGUGAGGGACACAAUAUUUUUGCCAACCUGUCCUCCCAGCAGUACAGUGAUCUCAUGCAGCUUUUGAAACAGUCAAUUUUAGCAACAGACAUCACACUUCAUUUUGAGAAAAGAAAUGAGUUCUUUGAAUUGGUCAGUAAGGGAGAAUACAAUUGGAAUGUUAAAGAUCACAGAGUGAUAUUCCGAUCAAUGCUAAUGACGGCAUGUGACCUUGGAGCUGCGACCAAACCAUGGGAGAUUUCAAGACAGGUGGCUGAAUUAGUAACUAGUGAGUUCUUUGAGCAAGGAGAUCGGGAGCGAUCAGAGCUUAAAUUGACUCCGUCAGCGAUUUUUGAUCGAAAUAGAAAAGAUGAGCUUCCCAGAUUACAACUAGAAUGGAUAGACAACAUUUGUUUGCCUCUUUAUCAGUCCCUGGUGAAGAUCAAUCGAAAACUUAACCCCAUGUUACAAUCUGUUGUUGCAAACAGAGCCAAGUGGGAAGAAAUGCAUCAAAAAAUACUAGCAUCUCAAGGAGACCCUUCCUCUUCAUUUACUUCUCUUUCUCCUUGUACUUCUUUGCCCACUCCAUCUUCGUCUCCACAGUCAGCUUUAGAGAGUCAUUUGAAGACUUAAGCUUGCAAAUCUGUUUCAGCCCAUGUGUGAUAAUUAUCUUAAUAGGCUGGUAUAAGCGCAGCUGGUCACUUACGUUACCACAGCUAUGCUUUUACAAAAGGAGAAUACAUCCUUGCCAUGGUUUGGAGGCUCAGCGAAUUUAAGAUGAAGAAAAGGGAAUUGUGAAGAUACAUGCGGUGGCGAGUCUGAAUAAGUUGGUUACUCAUGUUUUUAAAACCAUUU
Messenger RNA from Spea bombifrons (plains spadefoot toad), 3107 nucleotides. RefSeq names its product phosphodiesterase 11A (gene PDE11A). Lineage: Eukaryota; Metazoa; Chordata; Amphibia; Anura; Pelobatidae. Gene Ontology annotation, molecular function: protein binding; 3',5'-cyclic-nucleotide phosphodiesterase activity. Gene Ontology annotation, biological process: signal transduction. The transcript is spliced from 20 exons. The record is from RefSeq and is a predicted model, not a curated record. Bases 147 to 2885 code for a protein of 912 amino acids.